This is a messenger RNA of Tachysurus fulvidraco (yellow catfish), 2360 nucleotides long. Its product is annotated as peptidase inhibitor 16-like. NCBI's taxonomy places the organism in Eukaryota, Metazoa, Chordata, Actinopteri, Siluriformes, Bagridae. Gene Ontology annotation, cellular component: extracellular region. The coding region runs from base 205 to 930 and encodes 241 amino acids. The transcript has 6 exons. The record is from RefSeq and is a predicted model, not a curated record.
CUGACUUGUGUAUGUGUGUGAAGAAAAUAUGUAACUUGACCUUGUGAGGGUUGAGCAAGUGUAACACAGGGUGGGAGUUCCAGGCAAAGGGGUUUAGAACCUCCUCUCUCUCUCUCGUAAAGCCAUAAAAACCUUCUCAAACAUGCUUAGCUCACAUCUGGACUGACGAGCGUUCCUAAGAGGAGUACACUUUGCUCUGUGAGGAUGAUUUGGAAAACAGCUUUGUACUAUGCCCGAUUCGGACUCGUCCUGGCUUUAGUGUCCGGGCAGCUUACUGAAGAAGAGAAGAAGACGAUCUUGAAUUUACAUAACAUCUACCGCUCCGUCGUCAAUCCUCCAGCUGCUGAUAUGCUACGCAUGACGUGGGAUGAUGGACUAGCUUUGGUGGCUGCAGGUUACGCCGAGCAAUGCAUUUGGAAACACAACCCGGAUGUGGAGAACGUACUGGGAGAAAACCUCUUCGUCACCGCCGGGACUCUAAACGUCAACACAUCCAUACAUAUGUGGUUUGAUGAACACGAAAAUUACAACUAUGAAAGCAACACAUGCAAUCUAUGGAUGUGCGGACAUUACACACAGGUAGUGUGGGCGAAGAGCGACACUGUCGGCUGUGCCUCCCACCUCUGCAGGACGGUUAAGAAUUUAGAGUAUAAGAACUCGACAAUUCUGGUCUGCAACUAUUCCCCACUAGGGAAUGUUUUUGGAAAACACCCGUAUGUGACAGGAGUGCCAUGUUCCAAUUGUCCAGCGAAGGCGAUCGAAUGUAUAGAAAACCUCUGCACUCCCGCCGACAAUAUGACGGAUAAGUACUACAUGGACACGCACCCGACAGAAACACCAUUGACGAAAGCUGUGAGUUCAGGGGAUUUUACAAAACUCUCAAUGGCUACACUGCUGCUCACUGGUCUGACGGUCGCUUUUAUACUCUAAAUACUUGAAUACAAUCGUACGGCUAACGCCGCCAAUCCUGACAUAUAAUCCUAAGACUUUUUUUAUUAACUGUGGAUGAAGUUCCUCAGAUGUUCUUGUUGACUUGAUUUAUUACCACUAGACCAUCACCAAUGACAGCGUCCAUAUCAAAUGUUAGCGGAUGUUUUAGAGUCGCUCCAGAAUAUAUUUAGCGAUCGCAUUGCUCAUGCGUUUAUGUGAGGCACAGAAGUCAGCUCACGUGUAAAAGCUACACUAUGAGAGAUUUCUUUUCAUCACCAUUAUUUAAAUAUUAUAAUUAUUAUCAUAUUCAGUUAAGGAAAAUCCUUUAACAGAAAAUCUGUCGAGUACAAACCUGGAAACAACCGAUGGAAGCUAGUUAGCUAACAGUGAACACAAAAAAUAAAGUAAAUAAAAUUACAUGGAUGAGAAAACAAAUUACUCAAAAGUAUAUAAAUAAACACAGGAAAAGACAAAAGAAGUCAGAAUUUUCCACAUUCUCUUUUGUUUUGCUAGACAAAAAAAAAAAACAAAUUGUAAAAAUGUUUCAUAUGUCUGGUUAAAAUUAACCUGUAUAAUCUGAAGAAUUACCAUGUUUGUACGACAGAGGGCAGGCUUUAGUGAAAGGUUUAAAUAAAUAAAAAAUAAAUAAAUUAUUUCAUUUGUUGUGUAGGGGAAAAUGUGUGAGUGCUGAUAUGACAUGACUGAAUUGAAAAUAAUCAUGAAUUUGCUUUUAUAUUCAGUCUGAACUCUUUGUUCAAGUUCCUCAAACAGGAUUUAGGUUAAUGCUCUAAUUUGUGAUCAAAUACAAACUGGAAAAGAAAAUUAACAUGAAAUCUUACAGCCUGGGAAAAUAGCUGGAACUGAGUGAAGUAACUGGAGUGUGAUGAGUAAUAAAAGGACGUAUUGUGUAGUAUUACAUCAGCACUUUGUUUAAAAAAAAAACAAUCACAUGAUUUCUUUUUAAAACAUUAUAUCAAACUACUAAACUUUUGAACAUCAUUUUCUGAUUAACAUGUUUCUUUAAACUCUAAAUAUUUUUUUUUUUAUGAUUACAUACACUCAGGUGUAACUGGGUUCACUUCCAGGGUUGAUGGUUCGAUUCCCUUCACUGAUAUCUAUGUUUGAUAUUGUAUUGUAUGUUUAAGGGAGUCCAGCAGGGGGCGACAGAGUCUUAAUAACUGCUCAUAGAAAUGACUUGAGACCUCACAAACCCACUCACACACCACUCCUCUGUCUCAAGGCUAAUUAUUUACCUAUUCGAUGCAAUAUAAUUUUAUGUUACUUUAUAUUUUAUAAUAAACUACUUGUUAUUUUUACACACAAUGUUUCUGCUCAUAAAUCCAUACUUUUUUGAUGCAUAUCUGUAAGAAUAAUGUCAAAAGAUAUUAAUUUUGUAUUGAAUAACAAAAAUAAAAGUGUCUGAGUAUUUA